AUGGGGGUUCUGAAGGGAAUACUGCUCUUUCUGGGGUUGCUAGUGGUACUAGAGAGAGUGAAUAACCUGCAGAUAAAACAGGAGCCCCAGACUAUCCAGGUAAAACCAGGAAGCAUCGCAAACAUGAAAUGUACGGUGACAUCAGAUGAGAUUAUGGAGCAGAUCCGAGUGGAGUGGAUGAAGAAUGGAACCAUGCUACACUCUUUUCUCAUUACCAACAACGUGCUCAAUGAGACCAACCACCCGCGGGGUUGGAAGUUGUCCUGGGAAAACCGCACCCUCCUCCUGAACCUGCCCAUCAAUGACAACAAUGACACCGGGAUCUACCAGUGUCGCAUCAUACUGGAGAUCCCCCAGAUCAAACAAGGAAAUGGCAGCGGAACCACCGUUAAUCUGGAAGAUACCAAAUCAGUUGAACCCGAAAGCUCCAUUUCAGAUUUAAUUUUCUGGUCGUUGGUGACGGGCGGCGUAGCCUUGGCUGCACUAGUGCUGGCAGCCGUGAUCAGCUGCUACCAUCGUCAGCAUAGGGACACAGGAGAACAUUUCUACGCUGAUAUCCUCUACCGACCGAAGGCUGAAGGCCAAGAGGGGAAGAAAGCGGGGCCCGAAACCAGCAAAAGGGAGGUUAAAAAGACAAACAGAGGGGAAAGGGGAACUCCAAAGGGACAAAGCCCUGUAGCUCAGUCCCUCCACCCAGCCCGCUGUCCCACCCCACCGAGCACGUCUGUGCCCUCCAACUGCCGGCCUCCUCAAGCACUCAGGCCCAGCCCCGGCUUUAGCCCUCAGCACUGCUACUACCACAGCCUUCCCGCCAGCCAGCUGCCCAUUACCUCUCUGUAGAGUCUGGGAAGCCCAAGGCCACCUCACUGA
Molecule: messenger RNA, 870 nt
Organism: Tachyglossus aculeatus (Australian echidna)
Lineage: Eukaryota; Metazoa; Chordata; Mammalia; Monotremata; Tachyglossidae
Gene: TMIGD2
Product: transmembrane and immunoglobulin domain containing 2
Biological process (GO): B cell differentiation; B cell receptor signaling pathway
Cellular component (GO): external side of plasma membrane; B cell receptor complex
Source: RefSeq, a predicted model, not a curated record